Messenger RNA from Colletotrichum karsti, 807 nucleotides. RefSeq names its product ubiquitin c-terminal hydrolase l3. The record is from RefSeq and is a predicted model, not a curated record. Bases 1 to 807 code for a protein of 268 amino acids. Gene Ontology annotation, molecular function: cysteine-type deubiquitinase activity. The transcript is spliced from 2 exons. Gene Ontology annotation, biological process: ubiquitin-dependent protein catabolic process; protein deubiquitination. Gene Ontology annotation, cellular component: cytoplasm. Lineage: Eukaryota; Fungi; Ascomycota; Sordariomycetes; Glomerellales; Glomerellaceae.
AUGAAGACAAGGCUUUUAUUUUUGAUCACCGCCGUCGCGCCUUUCGCCUACAGCUGCACCAACCCAGCCGCUGUACUCACCAUGCCGCCGACCUACAACAAGGCCUUCAUUCCUCUGGAGUCGAAUCCAGAAGUGUUCAAUGAGCUCAUAGGAUUGCUUGGUGCUUCGCCCUCACUUCAAUUCGAGGACGUCUUCACCUUGGACGACCCCGCAUUUCUGCCUGAAAAGAUUCUAGCCCUCGUCCUCGUCUUCCCUACCACGCCUACUUUUGAGGCACGUCUGGUGGCGGAGGAGGCCGGCGCCCAGGACUGGAUGGUGGAGCAUAACGAGGAAGAUGAGGAUGCGGUGUGGUUUAAGCAGACCAUCAACAACGCCUGCGGGCUGUACGCCAUUCUCCAUGCCCUGGCCAAUGGCCGUGCCAAAGAUUUCCUCAGACCGGGAUCGCUGCUGGAUAGCCUGUUAGCCGUCGCUGCGCCCAUGGAUCCUGCCCAGGCAGCCAUGGUGCUCGAGGGCUCCAAAGAACUCGAAGAGGCCUACGCCUCCAUUGCCGCCAAGGGCGACACAGCUGCACCGGAAAGUGCGGAGGAUGAAGUGUAUUACCACUACAUCUGUUUCGUCAAGUCGCCCGACACUGGUCAUCUAUAUGAGCUGGACGGUGAUCGCAAAGGGCCCGUCGACAGAGGCGUCCCGGACGAGGAGCAACGAGUUGAUCUUGGCGAAAAGUCGAUAGGCAUCGUUCGUGACUUUAUAUCAAAAGGGGGGGAGAACAUCGGUUUCAGCCUCAUGGCGCUGGUGGAGAAGGCAUAG